UCUCCCUCAAUUACUCGAAAAGGAGGCAUCUUUGAGUUAGUUUGAUGCUAUUCGACGAGAAUGGCGUCUGCUCUCUCUGCAUUUAGGGUUUCAAUCUCUAGAAUUAGUUCUUUCCGUGCUAGGCAAUUCUCUUAUCCCGCGACUUCCGGUUUAGCCCAUACCAAGCGAAUCAUUUGCAGCUCUUCGCAUUCUCCAUCUCCGUCUGAUACUUCGUCUUCAUCUGUUUCGUUGAUGGGAACAAAUGAAAACGCGAGGUGGAGACCCAUGUGCUUGUAUUACACUCACGGGAAGUGCACAAAGAUGGAUGAUACUGCCCAUUUGGAAGUUUUCAACCAUGAUUGUUCCAAGGAGCUUCCAGUGACCGCUGCUGAUCUCGAGGGAAAGAAGCCACAGGAGUUCGACUUCUUCUUGGUUCUUGACUUGGAAGGAAAAGUUGAGAUUCUUGAGUUUCCUGUUUUGAUCGUUGACGCCAGAACCAUGCAAGUCGUAGACUUGUUCCACAGGUUUGUGAGACCCACCAAAAUGAGCGAGCAAGCGAUAAACAAGUACAUCGAAGGCAAGUAUGGCGAAGUUGGUGUUGAUCGAGUGUGGCAUGACACAGCUAUCCCAUUUAAGCAAGUUGUUGAGGAGUUUGAAGGCUGGUUAGCUGAGCAUGGCUUGUGGGGUAAAGAAACAGACGGGGCUCUGAAUGAUGCAGCUUUUGUAACCUGUGGAAACUGGGAUAUAAAGACAAAGAUUCCCGAGCAAUGCGUAGUGGCAAAUAUCAAUCUUCCGCAAUAUUUUAUGGAGUGGAUUAAUCUCAAAGACGUCUACUUGAACUUCUACGGACGUGAGGCCAGAGGAAUGGUGUCAAUGAUGAAGCAAUGUGGAAUAAGGCUCAUGGGAAGCCACCAUUUAGGCAUUGAUGACACAAAGAACAUCACGAGAGUGGUGCAACGGAUGCUCGCUGACGGUGCAGUGUUCAAGAUCACAGCACGAAGGAGUAAGUCCAAUAUGAGAAACGUCGAGUUUCUGUUCAAGAACCGGAUCAAGUAGUAACCCACAAAGGAAAGAUGACAGACCCAGUAAGCUGUAUGAUUUGUUAUUGCAUAGAACUGUUAAGACCACAACUUUCUGUAAGAUUUAGCGUUUGUUUUGGUUGAUAAACAAUUUCUCUCUUGAGAUUUAUUGUGAUGUGAUUGGUCUGACUUUGUUGGAGCUAUC
This is a messenger RNA of Brassica rapa (field mustard), 1203 nucleotides long. RefSeq lists its product as uncharacterized. NCBI's taxonomy places the organism in Eukaryota, Viridiplantae, Streptophyta, Magnoliopsida, Brassicales, Brassicaceae. The record is from RefSeq and is a predicted model, not a curated record. Gene Ontology annotation, molecular function: nucleic acid binding; 3'-5'-RNA exonuclease activity.